CGACCUCUUUACGACGAUGGACUCUGAAAGGUGCUGCGGUGUUAGCGCUCCGCCUGCAAGAAUAUGUUGUUAGUUUACGUUGACAGCAAUGUUAACUUGCGUAGCAUUAUUUAACCUGCCUUAAAAAUGAUCUUUUCGGAAUACGAAUAAGAGAAUCGUGAACCGGGUGCUUGAAAUAUUAGUUCUGAUACACAACAGUUAGCUACCUAGCUAGCGUUAACUAGGUUAGCUGGGUUAUCAACAACAACCGCAGUUGCUCUCUUGGUGCAGAAUUCAGACGCCAGCGAGCUGGUCUGGCUAACUCAGAACUUAUUACGGAAAUAUAAACACAAUGGUGUGAGUGCUUAUCCGUUAAUUUACCCUACUGUGAGUUUCGGUUUAGCUGCUUGUCGGCAAGGAAACAGAUGUGUGACAAGCGAGGGGACACCCAGGAAUGGGACUGGGGUAGCCCACAGUGUCGUGCCCAGCUGGAUGAGGUCUUUUUCCGCCAGCAUGACUACAUCCAGGCGAGAGGUGCUGAGCACGCGGAGUUCUGGACCUUCUUCGAGCGCUUUCAACGAUUUAAAGCCAAAAAGGAGAUGGCAGGGUCGCGUGAAGGCAAAGCCCGAAAGAAAGGUGCGACCGGAGCAGCAGAUCUUGGACUCCCGAAAGAAUACGACCCCCGAUACAGAAUAAAUGUUUCCGUGCGCACCCGCGACGUGGAGGAUCGGCUCGAGGGCUCGCGGCGCAGGACCCCCACUGGUCCGGGUAGCCAAGAGAUUGCGGAGUGUCGCCUUGCGCUGCUCCACUUCCUAGACUUCACCCAGAAGCAGAGCUUCGGCAAACUGGUCAAAUUACGACGGGAGCAGAGGAACCUGCCCAUCUUCCAGUACCGGGACAGGAUCUUGGACCUGGUCAGGAACUACCCAGCAGUAGUAGUGGCCGGUGACACGGGCUGCGGAAAGUCCACCCAGGUUCCGCAGUAUCUGAUGUCGUCAGGCUUCAGCCACAUCGCCUGUACGCAGCCGCGCCGAAUCGCGUGUAUCUCCCUCGCUAAGAGGGUCAGCAUGGAGAGUCUCAACCAGUAUGGCUCCAAGGUGGGCUACCAGAUCCGCUUCGAGACGAGUCGCACGCCGGCCACCAAGCUCCUGUUCCUGACCGAGGGGCUGCUUCUGAGGCAGCUGCAGCAGGACGGCCAGCUGAGCCGCUACAGCGUGGUGGUCGUGGACGAGGUUCACGAGAGACACCUGCACUGCGACUUCCUGCUGGGGGUGCUGCGCUCGCUGCUCAGCCAGCGCACCGACAUGCGUCUCGUCCUCAUGUCCGCCACCAUCAACAUCGCCCUGUUCUCCAGCUACUUCGGUGGCGCCCCCGUGCUGCAGGUGCCAGGCAGGCUCUUCCCUAUCCAGGUGAUCUACCAGCCCAUCCCCCCAGAGGAGCAGGCGUCGCGCUCAGAGAAGCUGGACCCGCGGCCGUACCUGCGUGUGCUGCAGGGCAUUGACCAGCGCUACCCGGCUGAGGAGCGCGGCGACUUGCUCCUCUUCCUCAGUGGCAUGGCGGAGAUUUCCACCAUCCUGGAGGCAUGUCAGACCUACGCCUCGCACACCGGGCGCUGGAUCAUCCUGCCUCUACACAGCACCCUGUCCAUCGCCCAGCAGGACAAGGUAUUUGACAUUGCACCUCCGGGGGUGAGGAAGUGCAUCAUCUCCACUAACAUAGCUGAGACGUCCGUGACCAUCGAUGGAGUACGCUUUGUAGCGGACUCAGGUAAAGUGAAGGAGAUGAGCUUUGACCCCAAGGCAAAGAUGCAGAGACUGCAAGAAUUCUGGAUCAGUCGCGCCAGCUCCGAGCAGAGGAAGGGCCGCGCCGGGCGAACGGGCCCGGGCGUCUGUUACCGCCUCUACGCCGAGUCCGACUACGAGGCUUUUGCCCCAUACCCAGUCCCCGAGAUCCACAGGGUGGCGCUAGACUCACUAGUGCUACAGAUGAAAAGUAUGGGUCUGGGGGAUCCUCGUUCUUUUCCUUUUAUAGAUCCUCCUCCAGCCUCCAGCAUUCAAACUGCCAUUACGUAUCUGAAGCAGCAGGGGGCGCUAGACACAAGGGGGGAGCUUACACCCAUUGGCAGGUUGCUGUCCCAGCUGCCUGUGGACGUGGUUAUCGGUAAAUUGCUGGUCCUGGGGUCUCUCUUUAACCUGGUGGAGCCGGUGUUAACAAUAGCUGCAGCGCUGAGUGUUCAGUCGCCAUUUCUGCGCACUGCUCAGCAUAACCCAGACUGCUCCACAGCACGCCAACCCCUGAACAGUGACCUGGGAGACCCCUUCACCCUACUCAACACCUUCAAUGCAUGGGUGCAGGUGAAAGGGGAGAGAGGAGGCGGCUCCAGGAAGUGGUGUAGAAGGAGGGGUCUGGAGGAACAGCGGCUGUAUGAGAUGGCAAACCUGAGACGACAGUUCAAGGAGCUGUUGAAGAGUCACGGGCUGCUAGAGGAGGGGGGGCAGGACAGGGUCUCGGCAGAGGGCCGCGCCCAGCGUAGAGAGCGUCUGAGCGAGCGCCAGCGUCUGCACCAGCUGCACAGGGAACACCAGCUGCAGGAGGGCCGGCGGAGGAAGGUCCUCCGGCUGGAUGAGGGCGCGGAGGGCCCAUCCUCCGGCUCGGAUACGGACACGCCGCCAUCGGCCAGCAAGGACCAGGAGGGUGCAGCGAACAGCAUGGACAUCCAGGAGGUGAAGUUCAAACUGCGUCAUAACGUGAGCGAGCUCCGAGAAGCUGCGUGCGCCAGUGCAGACAUGUCGUCUCGGCAGACGGCUCUGCUCAGGCUGCUGCUCUGCCGUGGCCUCUACCCACAAUUGGCGCUGCCCGACGAGCACAACGCCACCCGCAAGGACUCGGAGCAGGUGUUUCAUACUCGUAACAAGCAAGGCAUCGUCAUACACCCCACUAGUGUCUUUGCCUCUGACCCAGAGGUCCUGCAUGUUCCUGAGCAUGAGAGCAGCGCGUUGGGUGCUGGUAAGGAGGAGAGCAGUAAGCAUCAGUUGUUGGCAUUCGUCACUCUGCUGGAGACUAACAGGCCAUAUGUGUCCAACUGCGUACGUCUUCCUGUGCUGCAGGCUUUGCUGCUGGUGGCAGACUCUGUGGACAGUAACGCAGAUUGCACACGCUUGGUGCUGGAUGGUUGGGUGGAGCUGGGCAUGGCUGAUGCAGAGGCGGCGCUGAAGCCACUCUCCUCCGCCCUCACACUCAGGGCGGAGUGGGAGAGGCUGCUCCAGGCCCAGCUGGGCCAUGCUGGCCCUGCCUCCACCUCGGGCCUGGGGUUCACCGGCCCAAAACCGGCCCGCCGUGAGCUGGACAAACUCAGAGAGGGACUCGUGCGUUUCCUGCUCUACACGGAGGUGAAUUAUAGCCUGAAGCGUCUGACUGGACUUCAGGCCCAGAACCUGUACGUGGGGCCUCAGGUGGGCCACUCUGAGCUCACCCUGCCACCACUCUUCCCUGGCAUGCAGAGUGAACCAGACCCUGUUAAAGGAGGCCUGCGUAUCACCAACUACUUCACCUACAAUUGCCUCUGUGACUCUAAAGACCUGUACAGUGAGUGUCUGCGGACGUUUUGGUCCUGCCCUCACUGUGACCUGCACAUGCCUUUCACGCCUCUGGAGCGCAUGCAGCAUGAGGCCACCUGCAGGCCAGCAGAGGAACAGCAACCUGAAGAGGACCCUGACACAGUUAAGACUGCAGCUUCGUCCAGUCUGACCAGGCUGUACCACUGUGAUGUCUGCAACAAAUCCCUGAAUCUCACCUCCACUGAGAUACUCCGACACAAGCGACAGCACCUGGCCUGAGCUCAUGGCUGGGACCCGGACCCACACCCAGACGUCAGGGCCUGGGCUUGCUCUGCCCCAACAUUACUAACUUCACAGAGUAAAACUUUACAAUUAUUGUUCAUAUUUAAUUUUUUUUUUUUUUAAAGACAUAGAUUGAAUGUCUGUGUUCAUAACUGUGGUAUGAACUAUUGCCAUUUUGUUUACUUAACUGCUGAUUUAAAUAAAAAAAUAAA
Messenger RNA from Electrophorus electricus (electric eel), 4030 nucleotides. RefSeq names its product DEAH (Asp-Glu-Ala-His) box polypeptide 34 (gene dhx34). Gene Ontology annotation, molecular function: helicase activity; RNA binding; ATP binding. Lineage: Eukaryota; Metazoa; Chordata; Actinopteri; Gymnotiformes; Gymnotidae. Gene Ontology annotation, cellular component: intracellular anatomical structure. The record is from RefSeq and is a predicted model, not a curated record.